Messenger RNA from Chrysochloris asiatica (Cape golden mole), 342 nucleotides. RefSeq names its product dynein, light chain, Tctex-type 1 (gene DYNLT1). Gene Ontology annotation, biological process: microtubule-based movement. Lineage: Eukaryota; Metazoa; Chordata; Mammalia; Afrosoricida; Chrysochloridae. Gene Ontology annotation, molecular function: dynein intermediate chain binding. The transcript is spliced from 5 exons. The record is from RefSeq and is a predicted model, not a curated record. Gene Ontology annotation, cellular component: cytoplasm; cytoplasmic dynein complex. Bases 1 to 342 code for a protein of 113 amino acids.
AUGGAGGACUACCAGGCUAGCGAGGAGACCGCGUUUGUUGUCGAUGAAGUGAGCAACAUUGUAAAAGAGGCUAUCGAAACUGCCAUUGGCGGUAACGCGUACCAACACAGCAAGGUCAAUCAGUGGACCACAAACGUCGUGGAGCAAACGCUUAGUCAACUCACCAAGCUGGGAAAGCCAUUUAAAUAUAUUGUAACCUGUGUCAUCAUGCAGAAGAACGGGGCCGGGUUGCACACAGCCAGCUCUUGCUUCUGGGACAGCUCCACAGACGGGAGCUGCACGGUGCGGUGGGAGAACAAGACCAUGUACUGCAUCGUCAGCACCUUCGGGCUGUCCAUCUAG